This is a messenger RNA of Cyphomyrmex costatus, 2307 nucleotides long. RefSeq lists its product as uncharacterized. Gene Ontology annotation, biological process: proteolysis. The record is from RefSeq and is a predicted model, not a curated record. The coding region runs from base 1 to 2307 and encodes 768 amino acids. Gene Ontology annotation, molecular function: aspartic-type endopeptidase activity. NCBI's taxonomy places the organism in Eukaryota, Metazoa, Arthropoda, Insecta, Hymenoptera, Formicidae. The transcript has a single exon.
AUGAGUGCGGACAUAAAUGCAUUGCUGACCGCCCAAAGUGACAUCCACGGUCGUAUGGCCAGAUCGGUGUCGAAUUUGAAGAAGAUGGGUGCAGCAAACAACACUCUUCAUGCUGCCGAAACCCGCUUGACGCUUCUGGAACAACUGUGGGCCAAGUUUGAAAGGCAGCAUGAGCUCAUUCGAGCGCACUACAAGGAAGCAUUCGACGAAAGUGAGUACAGUACGACUCUGUUUGCCGAUUCCGCUGAAAUUACUUACGUUCAGCAACGUAGCCUGCUAAAUGACUACAUGACAAAUCUCAAGGUCGAGCCUUCAAAUCUUACUCUUUCGACUGAACCAGGAAACGAUUUGUCCACCAAAUCGACUUUGCCGCGUCUUAAAAUCCGAUCAUUUUCGGGCGCGUUCGAAGACUGGCUUUCAUUCCGAGACAUCUUUCUGUCUAUCGUCGGGAAUAAUCCAUCCGUUUCAAACGUAGAGAAGUUUCACCAUUUGAAGUAUUGCCUGCAGGGAUCCGCUGAAACAUUAAUACGUCCGUUAACCGUAACUGGAGACAACUAUAUGCGUGCGUGGGCACUGUUGUGCAAACAUUAUGAAAAUAAAAGAGAGUUGUCGCGUUCAAAUUUUUGCACGCUUACUGCCGUGCACAAAAUGAAAAGCGAUACCGCCGAAGAACUCAGCCGCAUUUACAAUGCAGCCAUCUGUGCCGUAAAUGGCCAGGAAAGCAUACGAAGGCCAAUUAAUUCCCACGGCUUUGAUCUCUUUAAUCACGUCAUCAUCGAGCUCUUCGAUCCGAGGACUCGUCUUGAGUGGGAAUCGCACACAAGUGAUUCCACGGACUUGCCAGACCAUGAGAUGCUAAUGGACUUCAUUGCCAAACGAACAUUAACUCUUAAGGCCGCAAAACCGAAACCUAACAAGAUUUCCGAAGAUCCGCCACGAAACGCGAAAUCGCACGUUGCCAAUAAACGCACAGCCGACGCCCCUGGUUGUGUUUUGUGUAAGGGCAAACACAAUGUUAUGAUGUGCGAACAAUUCAAGGCAAAAUCCGCAUCCGAACGAAAGUCCGUCGCAGAAACAUACCGAUUGUGUUACAAUUGUCUUGGCUCGCACACAAUCUCGAAGUGUCGGUCCGUUAAAACGUGCAUCACGUGCAAGGCCAGACAUCACUCGCUCCUUCAUGACGCGUACAUCCCUCCGACACCCUCCGAGGCGAGCGCGCUGUCGGCUGUGCGCCGGAACGAGGACUACAAGGCUAUUCUGCUAGCUACCGCUAGACUCUCUGUUGAUGAUCGCCACGGAAUUCCACUUCCGGUCAGAGCACUAAUAGAUCAGGGAUCGGAGGUUUCCUUAAUCUCUGAGGCGCUGGUGCAACGCCUACGUCUGCCGCGCUCCCGUGCGGCAGUCUCCAUCUUCGGAAUCGGCGGCUCACAAUCGGGCUUCAGUCGCGGGAAGGUGUCUCUCAAGCUCACAUCCCAGGUUAAUGGAGCUCAAGUCUCCGCCGUCGCUUUUAUCCUGCCACGUCUCUCUUUAUAUCAAGGCGCACCGGCGACGAGCAAGUCCACGUGGCCUCAUAUCAAGGGCCUUCAACUUGCUGAUCCGCAAUUCAGGGCUAACGAUCCCAUCGAAUUGCUGCUUGGUGCAGAGGUGUGCUCCACAAUCUUGAAGGAGGGUUUGCGAAAGGGUGAUCCGCAGGACCCUGUCGCUCAGUGCACACUGCUCGGGUGGAUACUCUCAGGAGGUUGCAACGAGGAUUCGUCAGUGACUCCACGCCGUUCCCUUCAGUGCACCGUCGACUUCGAGCUAGCCGCGCUUGUACAACGCUUUUGGGAACAAGAAAAGGAGCCUUCAGCUCCCGUCGUAUUCACACCAGACGAACAAGCCUGCGAGGAGAUAUUUGUUCGAACGCACAAACGCACAGCUAGUGGACGAUAUGUUAUGCGCCUACCGUUUGCCUCGUCGCCAACGCCACUCAGUGACACCCGCCUACACGCCGAGCGCUUGCUAACCGCCAUGGAGAGAAAGUGCGAGCGUGAUGCUCGGUUCGGGGAGCUCUACCACGCCUUUCUACGGGAGUACGAAGAAUUAGGUUAUAUGGAAAUAACCCCAAGGUCACUAGACUCACAAGAACAGGCAAAGUGCUACCUACCUCAUCACGGAGUGCUCCGAGAAUCAAGUUCUUCGACCAAGCUCAGGGUGGUGUCCAACGGGUCGCAGAGUGCAGGGUCCGGUGAGUCUCUGAACUCUCAAUUGUUGACUGGUGCUAGUUUGCUGCCUUCGCUUGCUGAUGUACUAACGCGUUGGCGAUAG